CGGACUUUUUCUACGCCCUCACCCUCAUCGACAACCAAAGACUCGCAUUCUCGUUUGCGCAAACUCAAUGACCGUCUCCCACGGUUCCUACGUUCCUACACGACUCCAUUACUUGGCGCUCCAGUAACGCAUAUCACGUCCUUCCUGGUUCUCCAUGAGAUAACGGCGAUUGUGCCGCUGUUUGGAUUAGUGGGGGCAUUCCAUUAUGGGAAUUGGAUACCGGAUUGGGGAUCUGGCGGUGCGUUUGAUGAGGGGAUCCAACGGUUUGGGAAGUGGUUAAGGAAGAAAGGCUGGGUGGAAGAAGGGGAUGUGUCGUCUGCGAAUGAUGGGAUGCAGUCUGGGGAAUUGAGAACUGAGCGGAAAGGGACUAGGCUGGUGCUGGAGUUUGCGACUUCUUACGCCGUUACUAAGGCACUUCUACCGGUCCGCAUUGCUGCGAGUAUAUGGGCAACACCGUGGUUCGCAAGGUCCGUUCUGGCCCCGCUAGGUAAAGGAGCAAGGACCUUGUUUGAGAGGAAAUAG
Messenger RNA from Aspergillus ruber CBS 135680, 522 nucleotides. RefSeq lists its product as uncharacterized. Lineage: Eukaryota; Fungi; Ascomycota; Eurotiomycetes; Eurotiales; Aspergillaceae. The record is from RefSeq and is a predicted model, not a curated record. The annotation marks the transcript as partial. The transcript has a single exon. Gene Ontology annotation, cellular component: mitochondrion.